AAAUUGUCAAACUAUUUUGACAGAUGAUAGUUUGUAUUCCAAAACACAGCUUAUUUUUUUUUUUCAUUAGCAGCGGGGUUGAAAAAAGUGUGAUAUACAAGAUGUUCGUUCAACAGAUGUUUGCGCGUGUUACAUUUUUUCCAUCGUUAGUGUAUAACGUUUUUAUGGAAAAAGUAACUGCACGACAAUGGUAUAAUCGUAUUGAUGAAAAUGUUAUACUAGGAGCGUUACCAUUUCCAACAAUGACCAAACAAUUAAUCGAAGAGGAAAAUGUACGAGGCGUUAUAUCAAUGAAUGAAAAUUACGAAUUGUGGUUAUCAAAUAAUGCGCAGAAAUGGAAUGAACAUAAUGUAGAAUUUUUACAAUUAGCAACAACAGAUAUUUUUGAAAGUCCAAAUCAGGAGAAAUUAAAGGCUGGUGUUGAGUUCAUUAAUAAAUUUGUUCAACGAAAUAAAACAUUAGAUAGACCAGAAACUGUUUAUGUGCAUUGUAAAGCUGGACGAACACGUAGUGCAACUUUAGUAGGAUGUUAUUUAAUGAAACGAUAUGGAUGGGGGCCGGAACAAGCUAUCGAACAUAUGUUCCAUAAACGACCGCAUAUAUUAUUGCAUAAAGCGCAACGGAUGGCUUUAAAUGAUUUUUAUGAAAAUAUUAAAUUGUAGGAUUAAAAAUUGAAUGUAUUUUUUUAUUGUUAAGUAGAGCAAUUUUUUUAAACUGUACAAAAUACAAAUAAAUAAG
Molecule: messenger RNA, 738 nt
Organism: Chrysoperla carnea
Lineage: Eukaryota; Metazoa; Arthropoda; Insecta; Neuroptera; Chrysopidae
Gene: PTPMT1
Product: phosphatidylglycerophosphatase and protein-tyrosine phosphatase 1
Exons: 6
Coding region: 24-662 (212 amino acids)
Biological process (GO): protein dephosphorylation
Molecular function (GO): phosphatidylglycerophosphatase activity; phosphatidylinositol-4,5-bisphosphate 5-phosphatase activity; protein tyrosine/serine/threonine phosphatase activity
Source: RefSeq, a predicted model, not a curated record